AAAAUAUAUAUGUAUAAGUGAAAAGGAAGGUAGACACACAUUCCAAAGUAUAUUCGACAUUGAUCUUUAGACGCGCAAGCGCCGCCAGAUUUUAGCUAGUUCAGUGUCUAUCUCGGUCGAAUCGGUUUCGUUCUUUCACACGUUUCAAGAGUCUAACAACUGUAUCCGUUUAUUUGCGUUUUCUUCGAAAGACUACUACCUACUAUCGUUGAAAAGCUUCUUGAUCUUUAGAUCAAAUAUUGUGUGCAACGUAAAGCAAUCGAUACUGGAUUCAAUCUCUUAUUUGAUUCCCUUAUAUCGAACAUUGACCAAGACUGUAGACAAAAAAAUACUUAAUUCAAUGUCGGCCAUUAUCGAUGCCUGUGGAAAUGACACUGGAUCACCUUCCAUGUCAAAAGCGGAAGAUAAUUUAUCGAAUAGUGAUGGACCAUUGAUCAGAAAGAGCGUUCAUCAAAAUAGUACCAGUAGUCUUCGUAUAAGUUCGGAAAAUAUUAAUGGAACUACGAUCGUUACGUCGCGUGGAUCAACGCCAAUCGGUGAAAAAUCAUCGAGAAAACGUUACUGCCUUUGGACGAUAACAUUUUUCUUAGCAAUAAUUGGCCUGUGUAAUUUAUUUUUAAGUAUCACAAUUAUCGCCGUGUUAAGAAUCAGUCAAGGCAUGGAAGCUAUGGAAAUGAUACCGGACGAAAAUCUCGUCAAAUUUUACGGCCGUACGGAUUUGGACAAACUUUGUUUACAAUCCGGCGUAUGUCAAAGUUACGGCGACGAGCCGAUGGAAAUAUCAACGGACGAUGGUGGUAUUAGAAUCGACGUUAAGGGUAGAUUGGAUCAGGAAAGUUCACGUUCUCGUGUAGAACUACUUCCAAAUGGUACGAGCAUAUCCCAAGUUAAAUCGUUCGAAGUUAAAGAUUCUCGUACCGGGGCAAUCUAUUUUACAACAGAUUUUCCUAAUUUUGGUCUACCAAAUGGGGUCCAGAAAAUCGAUGUAAAAAUAGCACAGACUCACAGAAUAACGUCUCCGGUUAACGAAAGUUUAACAAUCGAUUCGAACGAUCGGAUUUCAUUACACGGUGCUGAAGGUAUCAAAAUGGAAAGCAAAGAGAUCGUCUGGAAUGCUAGUAACGAUGUUUUUCUUAAAAGUCUCAAUGGAAAUAUCAUAUUUGAUACGAAAAAUGGUGUUAUUAUUGAUAUGGAUAAUAUACCAGUUGCACCGAUGUUCGUACAAAAUCCUACAGAUCAAGAACAAUUUAAAGUAUGUAUUUGCAUGCCCCAAGGUAAACUUUUCAAGGUUCCUGUACGCGUCGGUGCCAAUGUACGAUCUGUCAAUUGUGCUCGUAUCAGUCGAACUCCCGAAAACGAUCCUUGUUUACGGAGGUUCGUAAGCUUUGUCUAAAGGACUAGCGACAACACCACCUGCCCAUACACUCAUUUCAACGGCUAGUUUGU
Polistes canadensis is the source of this 1446-nucleotide messenger RNA. RefSeq lists its product as uncharacterized. The coding region runs from base 341 to 1393 and encodes 350 amino acids. Lineage: Eukaryota; Metazoa; Arthropoda; Insecta; Hymenoptera; Vespidae. Gene Ontology annotation, biological process: muscle organ development. The record is from RefSeq and is a predicted model, not a curated record. The transcript is spliced from 5 exons. Gene Ontology annotation, cellular component: sarcoglycan complex; sarcolemma.